This is a messenger RNA of Syngnathoides biaculeatus (alligator pipefish), 2755 nucleotides long. It is a transcript of the gene prss35, whose product is annotated as serine protease 35. Gene Ontology annotation, molecular function: serine-type endopeptidase activity. The coding region runs from base 341 to 1612 and encodes 423 amino acids. The record is from RefSeq and is a predicted model, not a curated record. The transcript has 2 exons. NCBI's taxonomy places the organism in Eukaryota, Metazoa, Chordata, Actinopteri, Syngnathiformes, Syngnathidae. Gene Ontology annotation, biological process: proteolysis.
ACCCACAUGUCACCAGAAGGCUUUGUCACCAGAGAGAGAAAGAGAGAGAGAGAGAGGAAGACAGAGAGAGAGAGAGAAGGUCUUUUUCAGAUUGUGUUUGGCUCCCCUCCUCCUGCCUCCCUCUUCAGCAUCAAGUGCUUUCACCCUUCUCUCCAGCCACUUAGAAGGAGCAAUGAGGAGAGAAGAGCUGUCGCCCUGCUGAUGCCAGGACAUCUGGGAUGCAGUGAUAACAUUUAUUUUCAAAUGACAUUAUUUGUGCAUUCUUAGGAAAAACAAACAAGAUACUGCGGAAUUGCCAUAUCCAUCAAUCGGAUGCAAGCAGAGCCAGGCCCAAUUAACAAUGGGCCCUAAGCACCUGUGUGUCCUGCUCCCGGUGACAAUGUUGGUCUUGGCGGCCAUCGCCACUGAGCUGACUGCGACGGUUGACGACGAAUACACUUGGCCUCAGUGGAAUUUGCCUCUGGUAAGGAAAAGGCGCACUCUGCCUCUGAGCAGUCCCAACUUCUCAGCGCAUCCUCAACCAGAGGUGAGCGGGAUGUGCGGGAUCGAGUGUCAGCGUGGCCUCCCAUCGCCCCCCUUGGAUGACCUGGAACAGCUCCUGUCCUAUGAGACGGUUUACGAGAAUGGAACGCGCACAUAUACCUCAGUCUCUGUUGAAGGUCUCAACGAGGUGGCGGAUCUGUCCAGAAACCACUCCUCUAGGUCCCGUUACAAAAGAGAGGUAUUUGGCAUGGACACGCGCUUCACUAUUUCUGAUAAGCAGUUCUCCACUAAGUAUCCCUUCUCCACUACUGUCAAAAUUUCCACGGGAUGUUCUGGAGUUCUGGUGUCACCCAAACAUGUGUUGACCGCUGCCCACUGCAUCCAUGACGGAGAGGAUUAUUUGGAUGGUGUUCAGAAGCUUCGUGUUGGUAUUCUGAAGGAGAAGUCUAGAAAAGGAAAAGGAGGCAAAGGGAGAGGAGGACGAGGGAAAGGCAAAAAGAGAAAAGGGGAUGGCGCUAAAGAGGAAGUAAAGCAAGUGGAAGAGAAGGAGGGGAGCCGUAAAGGAAAGGAAGGAAAGGGCAGAAAGAGCCGAAGCCGCCGCAGCGCAGAGUCUGAGAAACCUUCAUUUCGGUGGACCAGGGUCAAGAAAACCCAAGUGCCAAAGGGUUGGUUCAAAGGUGUGUCUGAUAGACUGACUGCAGAUUAUGACUACGCAGUUCUGGAGCUGAAGCGAGCCCCAAAAGUGAAGCACAUGGAUCUGGGUGUUAUCCCCUCAGUCAAGAAGCUUCCUGCAGGAAGAAUCCACUUCUCUGGUUUUGAUGAUGACCGGCCAGGGAACCUGGUGUACAGGUUCUGCUCUGUGUCUGACGAGUCCAAUGAUUUGUUGUACCAGUACUGCGAUGCCAAAUCCGGCUCCAGUGGUUCUGGGGUAUAUGUCCGUCUCAAAGAGCCUGGCAAGAAGAAGUGGAAGAGAAAGAUCAUUGGGGUGUUCUCUGGUCACCAGUGGGUGGAUGUUAAUGGAAAUGGGCUGCAGCAGGAUUACAAUGUUGCAGUGAGGAUAACGCCUCUCAAGUAUGCCCAAAUCUGCUACUGGGUCCACGGGGACUCAAGUGAGUGCCAGGUGUCCUAAGACAACGACGGAGUCCCUAAGUUCUACUUUGAAACCAAAUGGCCCCCAGUCUCCUCGACCCUUGGUGCAGUCUUGCAUCCUGCCUGUGCUUCUUGCCACACUCAAUCUACAAACACACACACAGCCCACAGCCAUACAGACUCGGUGUUGACAACAACAGGAACUCGAUGACACGUAUAGAGAACUGUGGCUUUUCUAAUUUAUUUGCAAAAAUAACAACAGAAAAACAAGCAUUUGAAUUGUUUAUAGAGCAUUACAAUCUGGAGUUUUGUUUCGAGUUGUGUUACUUUGUCGGCUACAUUUCUAAAAAUUGCCUCAACUUUUCUAAUUAUGUCUUUUUCUAACAAACGGUUCGAGAGAGACUUGCCAUCUUGCAAAGCUCUCGCUGUUGAGAUUGUGAUUGGCUUUGACAAGACCCAGGACAUAAAUUCAUGUCAACCAUAUUGCAAAAACAAAUUUAGGUACACAAAUAAUGAAUAAAUCAAUGAUGAACAUUGAAUAAGUUGGUGUUUUGCAGUGUGUAAGUCUAAAAGUUGUUCUAUGUCUAUCAGGUUCUGUGCCAGUCGAACUGGUUCUCGUGGAUGCUUCCCUUAAAUUGUCCCACCAUCUUUUCUUUGGUCUUCAAAAGCAGUGAAAUGUUUUCAUUGGUGUGCACAUAAAACUAUUAAUGCUUACCCAGCAUACAUGGUGCUAAUUUAUCAAACUAUAAGCUUUUUAUUUCCCCCCCUCCCAGGGAAAGGGGAACUUACUACUGUAACUAUGAAUUUGAGGCUGUUGUGCUAAGAUUGGCUCAAACCUUUCAAUAACUUAAUUGAUAAUUUAUUUAAUUUCUCUUGCGCAAAUGGGUUUCAUUUGACCACAGAUAUCAGAUUGUUUUAUAUCCACAAAUUGUAAUAUGAAAUGCAGCCAUUUUUUUCAUGUUGCUGAUGUUUCAAAAAACAUUUGGUCAAAACCAAUAAAUACUAAAUUCCUGAUAUUAAUUAUGUAGAUUGAUGUACUAUUAAUCCAUUCAGGAUUAAUGUGUAUAUGUGUGUUUGUGUUCAUGACUAACUCAAAAUCUUAUUGUGUACGGUUAUUGUAAACGCAAGUUUGCAAUUACAAUUUCACAUAGACAUACAUCCAGCAGUCAGUAUGGCAGUUUCU